Messenger RNA from Myotis daubentonii (Daubenton's bat), 1519 nucleotides. RefSeq names its product cellular communication network factor 6 (gene CCN6). Gene Ontology annotation, molecular function: heparin binding; integrin binding. Gene Ontology annotation, cellular component: extracellular matrix; extracellular region. Gene Ontology annotation, biological process: positive regulation of cell differentiation; cell adhesion; signal transduction. Lineage: Eukaryota; Metazoa; Chordata; Mammalia; Chiroptera; Vespertilionidae. The record is from RefSeq and is a predicted model, not a curated record.
CAGAGACAGAGGGGAGCUUUGUCCGCUGGCCCCAGGGCACCGGCCUCCUAUCUCUGGCUGUGCGUCCUGGGAACAUGCAGGGACUCCUCCUGGCCACCUUUCUCCUGGCAGCCCUGUCACAGUUCUGCUGCAGGGCACAGGGCACCGGGCCAUUAGAUGUGACUCCUGAAAGAAGGCCUGGAGAAGCAUCAGAAGUUCAGCAUCGUAAACAGGUCUGUCACUGGCCCUGUAGAUGUCCUCAGAAGCCCAGUUGCCCUCCUGGAGUGAGCUUGGUGAGGGAUGGCUGUGGAUGCUGUAAAAUCUGUGCCAAGCAACCAGGGGACAUCUGCAAUGAAGCUGACCUCUGCGAUCCACACAAAGGACUGUACUGUGACUACUCAGCAGACAGGCCUAGGUACGAGACCGGAGUGUGUGCAUAUCUUGUGGCUGUGGGAUGCGAGUUCAACAGGGUACAUUAUCAUAAUGGCCAAGUGUUUCAGCCCAACCCCCUGUUUAGCUGCCUCUGUGUGAGUGGGGCCAUUGGAUGCACCCCUUUGUUCAUACCAAAGCUGGCUGACAGUCACUGCUCUGGGGCUAAAGGUGGAAAGAAGUCUGAUCAACCAAACUGUGGCCUGGGACCAUUACAACAGCAGCUCUCAACAACCUACAAAACAAUGCCAGCUUAUAGGAAUCUCCCACUUAUUUGGAAAAGAAAAUGUCUUAUUCAAGCUACAAAGUGGACCCCUUGCUCCAGAACAUGUGGGAUGGGAAUUUCUAACAGGGUAACCAAUGAAAAUAACAAGUGCCAACUGAGAACAGAGAAAAGACUGUGCUAUAUUCAGCCUUGUGACAGUAAUAUACUAAAGACAGUACAGAUCCCCAAAGGAAAAACGUGCCAACCUACUUUCCAACUCUUCAAAGCUGAAAAAUUCGUCCUCUCUGGAUGUUCAAGCACCCAGAGUUAUAAACCCACUUUCUGUGGACUAUGCAUGGAUAAGAGAUGCUGUGUUCCUAAUAAGUCUAAGAUGAUUACCAUUCAAUUUGAUUGCCCAAAUGAAGGGUCAUUUAAAUGGAAGAUGCUGUGGGUCACAUCUUGUGUAUGUCAGAGAAACUGCAGAGAUUCGGGAGAUAUAUUUUCUGAGCUCAAGAUUCUCUAAAGCCAAACACAUGGGGGAAAUCUCAAGGUUAGUCAAUCAUGUCAUUACAUCAAAAGGUUAGAAUGGUUUUAAAAAGGUGGCAAAACGACCUUAUUGGUUUAAAAUAGUAAGAAUGCCUAUUCUCAUUUGACUGUAUUUAAGGCAUUAGGAGCUUUUAAAAAGGUUCUCCUACAAAGAUAUGUAGAAUUUGAAAGUCUUAAAAUUGAACUUACUUUAAAAUGUAUCUUAUCUGCACUAAUAAAAGAGAAACAUGCAAAUUGUGUUACUCUGCUACGCCCAUCAGCCAAUCAGGAUGAAUAUGCAAAUCAACCCCAAAAAAGAUGGUGGUUAAUUUGCAUAUGCAGGCGCAGAGCAAAGACUGAAGGCUCCGCCCGAGGGAAGAU